Molecule: messenger RNA, 6573 nt
Organism: Lottia gigantea (owl limpet)
Lineage: Eukaryota; Metazoa; Mollusca; Gastropoda; Lottiidae
Exons: 43
Coding region: 1-5529 (1842 amino acids)
Cellular component (GO): centriole
Molecular function (GO): protein binding
Source: RefSeq, a predicted model, not a curated record
AUGGCUCAUUUGUGGCAGCAUCCUUAUGUCAAUGUCUUCAAACAUUUCAAUCUAUCAACAUGGAAGAAAUCAACGAAGGAAGGAGAGGUUUCUACAGCAAUGGACAAAACUUUGAAAGGAACAGUGUUCAGAAUAACAGGCUCCAUCCCUGCUGGAAAUUACAUUCAACUACCCAAAACAGGGUCUCAGUCAUUGGGAUUAACAGGACGAUACAUGUAUUUGAUGUUUAGACCGAUACCAGCUAAAUAUUUUGUCGUCCAUGUUGAUGUUGCCACUCAAGAUAAUUUAGUUGUUCGAGUUUCAUUUUCUAAUCUCUUUAAAGAAUUUAAAUCAACUUCUACAUGUCUACAGUUUCCAUUUAUAUGUCAUGCUUCUAAAGGAUCUAUCUCUUCAUUGGCUGCUGUUGGAGCUAAAGCUCAAAUAGGUCCAACACCAUUAUCAGCCAGAUGGACUGUUCUUUCACUAGACUUUCAGUAUAUAUUAUCAACGUAUUUAAAUAGAAAAUAUCACUUUAUCAAGAGUAUAAGACUAUGUGCUAAUAUGAUAGUCAAGAAUAUUUAUACUAGUGAUAUGGUGUAUGAUCCAGGAAUAUCAUUUAGCGAAAGUAAGAAAAGGGGAAUGAUUCCUGGUAAUGCUGCUCCUAUGCCCAGAGAAAUGGCGUUUCCACUGCUAAAAGGCUCUGACUGGCAUGAAGUCUAUGAUAUCAUCAGAUUUCCAGCUGAUUCUGAGAUGCAGCCGUUUGAUUCCAUACAGUUCUCUGACAGGAGUAAAACAGGAAGUAUAGUAGAACCUGCUAGACAGUUGUCUAAAACAGUAGAUGUUAGUAAAUGUGUAUCUGAUAGAGUCACAAUGAUUAAUAAAGUUACAGCUCCUAGAGAGAAGAAAGUACGUAAGACAGUAAGAACAGAAUUACCAGAAAUUGGUACCGUAGAUACCUGGUCUGUAACACAAGACAACCGUGGUGAUGUUCAUCUAUUUGCUAAAACUGAUGAUGAUGUUGUGGUACAUAGAGAUGACAAAUAUACAGGCAGAGAGAUAACAAGAGAUAAAGUCAAACCACCAGCCAUUAUUACAGGAAAAAAGACAACUUAUACACAAUUGGAGCCUGACCCAAUAUUAAAGUUAAAGAAAAUUGUGGGAUUUGGUGGAGGAACAUUUAAAGAGGUGUUAUGGGCACAAGAAGGUACUACAGUAGUCUAUCCAUGUUAUGCAGUAGUAGUAGCUAUGAAAGUUGAUACUGGUACUCAGAGAUUUUUCAUUGGUCACACUGAUAAGAUUUCAGCAGUUGCGAUAACUGGUAAUUCUAGUCUAUUAGCAUCAGGACAGACUGGAUCAAUGAGUCUUGUAAGAGUAUGGAGAUUUCAUAAUGCUGAAUGUUUAUCAAUGUGUAAAACACAUGCUCAUUCUUUACAUUCCUUAAGUUUUUCAAGUGAUGGAAAUGUUCUAUGUGGGGUUGGUAAAGAUGGUCAAGGUAAAAAUAUGGUAGUGAUAUGGGAUUGUAGUAAAGUAUUAAAACAUCGAGAGAUGUCUGUCUUGGCUAAAGCUCAUACUGAUGUAGAUAUAGCUAGAAUGAAAAUAGCUCCCUUUGAUAAUACCCGAAUGGUAUCGUGUGGGAAAGAGAAUAUUAGAUUAUGGAGAGUGAAGGAAGGGUCAUUACGAUCAGCUCCUGUUAAUCUAACAGAACAUCAUAAUAUGGAUUUAACAGAUAUUUGUUUUGAAGCUUGUGUUCAGCCUGAUAGAGAAUCAGCCAAUAAACUUCUAUAUGCCUGUAGUAAAUCAGGUCAUAUAUUAAAGAUAGAUUAUAAGAAGGUAACAGUACAACAUGUUAGAAGAUUAUUACCUGUUAGUAAAAAAACAGAUCAUAAAGACAUCAAGGUUGAUACUAAAGGAACAGGGAUAUGUAUUAACAGUAUGUAUGUAAGUGAAGCUUUUUGUGUCACUGGAUCAGAUGAUGGGUUUUUAAGACUAUGGCCACUAGAUUUUGCUCAUGUAUAUUUAGAAGCAGAACAUGAAGGACCAGUUACUGCUGUCAAUCUAUCAGCUGAUGGUUUAAAAAUUCUAGCUGGUACUAUAACUGGUAAUAUUGGUAUAUUAGAUGUUUCUACUAGAGGAUAUAGUACUAUAAUGAGAUCCCAUACCUCUAGUAUAUAUAGUGUAGCUAUUGAUCCCUAUAGAAAACAUAUAGCUACAGUAUCACAAGAUAAAACUAUCAGAGUUUGGGAUGCUGAAACCCUACAACAGCUGUAUGAUUUUAGUUCUGCUAAAGAAUGUCCAUGUACUAUCAGCUACCAUCCAUUAAAACAAGUAUUUGCUUGUGGGUUUGAGAAUGGUAUUAUUAGAAUAUUUAAUGUAUCAACUACUACAAUGUUAGCUGAACAUAAACAACAUAACAGUAUGAUAACAGGACUGGUUUAUAAUCCUAAAGGAGAUUAUUUAUACAGCUGUGAUUCACUUGGAACAUUAGUGUUAUAUGAUAUUACCACAGAUACUUACAGUGUUAACAGAGUGUUAACUAACACUGUAGCUAGAGGUGAACGCUAUUCACCUAACGCUCUAACUGUAUGUCCUGAUGGUUCUCGAGUAGCUUUUAUUGGACCGUCUGAUUUUACUGUCACUGUAGUAGAAGGAAAGAGUCUAGAUGAGGUAUUAAGAAUAGAUGUAACUAAUAUGUAUCCUACUGAUACUAGAACAUCAAUAGAUACUGCUGUACAAGUCUCUUAUUCUACUACCAAACUUCAUCAUCUACUAGUUACUACUGCUAAUAAUAAACUACUGAAAUUUGAUGCUAGAAAUGGCCGAUUGUUAACAGAGAUGGAUCAUAUACAUCGUAGUGGUUGUACAUCUAUAUCAGUUUAUGAUACUGGUAAAUAUCUAGCUACAGCUGGUGAUAAAGUUAUUAAAAUAUGGGAUUAUGAGAUGAAGUUAGACAUAAACUUUCAGGUAUUUAUUGGUCAUUGUGAAAAGAUAAAUCGUAUAUUAUUUACACCAGAUGGUAUUGGAUUUAUUAGUGUUGGAGAAGCCAUUUAUAUCUGGGAUUUCUUAGCUUUUCAUAAACCACCACCAUCAGAGGGAAGAGAUGUUGUUUUAGAUAAAGAACAAGAAGAGUUAAUAAAAGAAAUGGAGAGAUUAAAUAAUUCUAUGGGGAAAUCAUUUACUGAAGUCCCACGUCGAUCACCACCCAGACCAACUAUAAGAUUUGAUUCACCAGGCCGUAUAGAUGAUCUCAGUUCCAUUUAUAAAUCUUCUGUUGGAGAUAUUGAUGAUAUUCAGUCAGUGACAUCUGAAAAAGAAGAAGUUAUUUUAGGACCAGAAUUAGAAGAGGUCAAUCAACAGAUGUCAUCAGAUGAGGACAGACAGAUUGCUGUAAUAAGAAGUGGAAACCAAGUGUAUACAAACCAACAGACAUCUCUACAUUCUCCUCGUCAUGUAACAGCUGAUAGUGGUAAUCAUAUCAUUAUAACAUCAACAACUGUACCAAAACCUAAUAUACAACCUAAACCUAGCACCAAUAAACAAUCCAAACCUACUGUUUAUAAACAUUAUAAACAUAGACCAACAUCACAUGGUAUAGCACAGAGACGUUAUACUGCCCCACCAAAUCAAGCUGGUUUAAGAUUAUCCAGUGUAAUAGGUUAUAAUGGAAACGGUAGAAAUAAUAUGAUCUGGCAACAAGAUACAGGUUUGUUUGCCUAUACUUGUGGUAGUAUAUUAAUAAUAGAAGAUUUAAAUACCAGUGAACAGAGACAUUUACAAGGGCAUACAGAAGAAAUUUCCACUAUAGCAUUACAAAAUGAUUACCAGGUCAUUGCCUCAGCUAGUGGAGGAUAUGAGGGUGUUUCACCCAGUCAGAUUUGUAUCUGGGAUAUUAAAGAUGGUAUUUGUAAGAAGACGUUGUCCCAUCAUGAAUAUGAUAUUGUGUGUAUGACCUAUUCUAGAGAUGACAGGUUUCUUGUUUCUGUUGGUGAUUACCGGGAAUGUAAUGUUGUAUUAUGGAGUACUAAUGACUAUUCAGUACUAGCCACUACAACAACUGACUACCCUAUACACGAUAUUCAAUGGGACCCCUCUACAGUCAAUGAGUUUUCUACAGUUGGUGAGAAUGCUACAGUAUUAUUUUGGUUAUUGGAUGAAACUGUAUCUGAAGUUGCUUUAAAUGUUCAUGUUGCUGAUGUUCCUGGUGAACUUGUUUCUGUGGGAGGAAAGGCAGUAUCAUUUACAGCAUUAGAGUUUGGUAAUGAUAGUACGCUAUAUAUUGGUACUAGUCAUGGUAAAAUAACAGCCUGGGAUACCAGACAGAACUCUUGUUUUAUGUUAUGGGAUGGAGAUGAUGCUGAGAUUGAUUUACUGCUAUGUAAUGGUAAUAAGUUAUUAACUGGUAGUUGUAAUAAUAAUGUUAAACUAUGGUCUCUAGAUAAUAUCAAUGAUAUUAAACAGUCUAAUAGACCACCAGCUUUACAACAUGGUUUAACUCUUGAAGAUGAAAUGACAUUAAAUGGUAUUAUAACUUGUGCUGUAUUUGAUCCUAAUAUGGAGAUGGGAAUAGUUGGAACUGGUGCCGGUACUCUAUGGUAUAUUAACUGGUCUGAGAGAACCAGUCUGAGACUAGUAUCAGGACAUAUGAAUAAGAUAAAUGGUAUGAGUAUAUGUAACAAUGGUUUAUUAGCUACUGGUGGAGAUGAUGGUAGUGUUAGAGUAUUAACUAUUAAAGAUAGGGAACAAGCUUUACAGUUUCAAGUGUUAGAUCAGAAAUGUACCUGUCUAAGUUUUGCCCCACCCUCACAGCAAUCCAAUCAGUCUAUACCUAAUAUAGCAGCUGGGUUUAGUGAUGGUACAGUUAGGAUGUUUGAUGUUAAUAAGGUAGAAAUGGUGUUAAAGAUGCAACCCCAUGGUGUUUCUGUUACAGCUAUAUCUUUCUCAUCAGACGGGCGUAUGAUAAUAUCUGGUAGUCAAGAUGGUAUAUUAUGUGUUAGUAGUAUAACUACAGGUUUAACUGAGGAAGACACUAGUGUCAAUGCACCGUUGCUAUGGUUAGCCAGUAGUAAUGAUAGAAGAGUCAGUGUCUGGUCAGCUGAUUGGUCCAGAGAUUUCUGUGAGCUUGUUGAUUGGUUGACAUUCCCAGCUCCAGCUUUUACUCCUGAUGGGUCAAUAAUUGAUAAGAAUAACAAGGGUGACAGCAAGUCUUUUCCACCAACUUUAGCCUGUUUUUCUAAAGAAGAAUCAGAUAUUAUACUAUAUGUGGGCUAUGGUAUGCAGAAAAAUGUCCAAUUUUACAGUCUGUCUCAAAGAAAGGUUGUAAGAACAGCAGCUCUAACACACUGGGCUACAAGUUUAGAUGUGUCACCAGAUUCUAGUCUGAUAGCUAUCGGUAUUAAUGAACGUUUAUUAAAGUUAUUGGACUAUUUUGAAGGUAGUUUUCAAGAUUUUACAGGACAUAGUGAUAGUGUUAGUCAUGUAAAUUUUCACCUGAUGUGUUCAUUAAUUUUGGCUGCUGGUUAUUCUGAUAUAUUGAUGUGGGAAGUGGCUUUAUAAUAGUCAUCAAGUUACUACAGACAAUGAAUGAGCGUGCUUCAAGGAGGUUGAAUUCCUGUUAAAUAAAACAAAUCAACAGACCUGGGAAAGUGGUUUUAAAUAUUGAUAAAGAGCAUGAUUGUUCAGUAAUUCAGCUGAUCUGUUUGGUCUUAUAUCAUUCCCAACAUUAAAGUAUGUUCCAGAUUCCUGGCCACGAAACAAUCUUAGCACUAGGAUAUCCUAGAAACAGUGUUAGAAGUUAAAACCUGUGGACAUCCUAGCGCUAAGAUCGUUUUGAGAAUAUUGCGAGCUGGCAAAUAUUAAUAAUUAAGCCCUGAAGGUGACUCAUUCCAUAUGACAAAGUCUGAUCUAAAGCUGAGAACUGGAAUACAUUUCACCAGUAAUAUUGUCUCAUCUAAGAUAUCAUAAUAUCACCUUGAAACUCUUGCAAAAUAGCAUUAAUGCUGCCAAAUUACAAGAUCUGGAAUGUAACUUAUAACAUUGUUAAGAUAAGACAUUCCAAAUAACAUUAAUAUUAUAUACUAGUGUGUGCUUGUGUCCAUUUCAUAUAACUCAUUGCUGUGCUUGCUAUGUGCUUGUAUUUAUUUUAUGAUUUUAAUAUGUGAUCCUCCAGCACAAAAGUGAAAAUGUUCAGUUUUUCAAACAAGGUAUGUGUAUAUAUCUUGGCAUUUAGUUAAGAAUUGUGUUAUGUAUAAGUUAUGAUUAUGGUGCUCAUAGGAAAGAUUUUCGGGAGCCCAACAGGAGACCCAAGUGGCCUGACUUGUGAUAGAGGACUUUAUAUAUAUGUUUUAACUGCAUUUAUAUUUUUAUUUCAAUUCUCAAUAAAAUUAUUCAUUCACUGUCUCUACGAUUUCAUUAACAGCAUUAUUUUUAUUCAUAUAUAUGUCAAUCAAAAUUGAACUGAUUUCAUUUCAUCUUUCCGUCCCAGCAAACUUGUUAAGAAUCAAAUAUUUAGAUAUUUUUAUUAUGAUUGUAAAUAAAAUAGUUAAAUGUAAAUAUUAUUAUUUAUAUAUAAAAUGAUAAAGAAAUAAAGCUUUGAAUCUC